This is a messenger RNA of Lagenorhynchus albirostris (white-beaked dolphin), 1866 nucleotides long. Its product is annotated as cysteine dioxygenase type 1. The record is from RefSeq and is a predicted model, not a curated record. Gene Ontology annotation, biological process: nucleophagy; C-terminal protein lipidation; autophagy of mitochondrion. Lineage: Eukaryota; Metazoa; Chordata; Mammalia; Artiodactyla; Delphinidae. Gene Ontology annotation, molecular function: cysteine dioxygenase activity; ferrous iron binding. The transcript is spliced from 8 exons. Gene Ontology annotation, cellular component: Atg12-Atg5-Atg16 complex; phagophore assembly site membrane; cytoplasm. Bases 161 to 1162 code for a protein of 333 amino acids.
GGUUCGACGCAGAGGACCAACCUGCAAUUCCGACUCUCAGUGGUGGUUUGGGUUCUCCCCGCCCCUACUCCGGCACCUCCCUAGCGCCGCUCUCCGGCGCAAAGCCCGCCCACUGUAUGCGCUGAGCCACCACUUCCGCCCUCACCUCCCUCCAAGCAAGAUGGCUGAGGAACCGGAGUCUUCGCUGCAGCUUCCUCCCUCAAUUGCUGCUGAAGGUGAAGGACCCACGGAGGUCUCCCCAGAAACAGCCACUCCGGAGCCCCCUUCUUCCGCUGCAGUCUCUCCGGGAACAGAAGAACCUGCCGGUGACACCAAGAAGAAAAUUGACAUCCUGCUAAAGGCUGUGGGAGACACUCCUAUAAUGAAAACAAAGAAAUGGGCUGUAGAGCGAACCCGAACCAUCCAAGGACUCAUUGACUUCAUCAAAAAGUUCCUUAAACUGGUGGCUUCAGAACAGUUGUUUAUUUAUGUGAAUCAGUCCUUUGCCCCCUCCCCAGACCAGGAAGUUGGAACCCUCUAUGAGCCCAGCAGCGAGACGCGCGCCGCCAGUCCGCAAGGGAUGGAGCGGACCGAGGUGCUAAAGCCACGCACCCUGGCCGAUCUGAUCCGCAUCCUGCACCAGCUCUUCGCCGGCGAGGAGGUCAAUGUGGAGGAGGUGCAGGCCGUCUUGGAAGCCUACGAGAGCAGCCCCGCCGAGUGGGCAGUGUACGCCAAGUUCGACCAGUACAGAUAUACCCGAAAUCUUGUGGAUCAAGGAAAUGGAAAAUUUAAUCUCAUGAUUCUAUGUUGGGGCGAAGGACAUGGCAGCAGUAUCCACGAUCACACUGACUCCCACUGCUUUCUGAAGAUGCUGCAGGGAAAUCUAAAGGAGACAUUAUUUGCCUGGCCUGACAAAAAAUCCAAUGAGAUGAUCAAGAAGUCUGAAAGAAUCUUGAGGGAAAACCAGUGUGCCUACAUCAACGAUUCCAUUGGCUUACAUCGAGUAGAGAAUAUUAGCCAUACAGAACCUGCCGUGAGCCUUCACUUGUACAGUCCGCCUUUUGAUACGUGCCAUGCCUUUGAUCAAAGAACAGGACAUAAAAACAAAGUCACCAUGACAUUCCAUAGCAAAUUUGGAAUCAGGACUCCAUUUACAACUUCAGGAUCACUGGAGAACAACUAAGGAGCCCCAGACCCUCUGAGGUUUUACUUUAAGGUCCGGUGAAAGUUUUGCCUUGGACAGGAAGCCCUCCUUCCAUUUGCUGUCCAGUAAUAUACUUUACAAGGCCAAUACUUAGAUCUACUAUAAGACAGAUGCUAAUUAUAAGGCAUUAAGUAAGCAAAUAGUGCCCUGAGCUACUGUAGAAGAAAAAAAUCCCACUAAAGAUAAAAAGGCUUGUGAUUUUAAAGGCCAAAUCAAGUGCUCCACUCAUUUUACCCUCUAAACCCAUUGGAACUAUACUGGGAAUGUGGAUGAAGGUUUUUAUAGUUUUUGGAAACACUGGUCUCUGAACUAUAAUUAGCAAUAAAUAAAAACGACAUGAAACCACUCACCUUGUUACUUGGAGGACUAAAUGUAGAUGUCUUCAUUAUACUUUGUAUGUUCUUAAUAUUUGAAGAGAAGUUUUUGAAUCUGUGCAUUUUAUUUUUUCAAUCUUAUUUUACAAAUUCCUGUUCUAUAAAUAAUAGGGUAUUGUAGAUAGAGAAACUUAAGGCACUUUGCCAUUUGGUAAUGAAAUGAAGGGCAGAAGAUUUAGAAAAAUACAGGUACCCAAACCCACAACAAACCAAAAUUCUAAACUCAUGUCUAAUGUGUCCAGUGGUCAAAGACUUUGUACUGCUGCCAGAAUUGCCAAAUAAUUUUAAUAAAAGUGGAUUUGAACAUAA